Drosophila navojoa is the source of this 655-nucleotide messenger RNA. It is a transcript of the gene blp, whose product is annotated as mitochondrial import inner membrane translocase subunit Tim16. The record is from RefSeq and is a predicted model, not a curated record. Gene Ontology annotation, cellular component: TIM23 mitochondrial import inner membrane translocase complex. Lineage: Eukaryota; Metazoa; Arthropoda; Insecta; Diptera; Drosophilidae. Gene Ontology annotation, biological process: protein import into mitochondrial matrix.
GGUUAGAUACGUUGUAUAAUGUCAAGUACAUACAUAAAUUGAUUUGAGCCUGUUUUAAGUGUAUCCCUAAAUUCAAGUACGAGUUUUACCUAAAUAUUAUUCUAACCGAAGCAGACAUGGCGAAGUAUAUCGCUCAAAUUAUUGUGCUGGGUGGUCAGGCAAUCGGUCGUGCUUUUGCAAAGGCAUUGAAGCAAGAGAUCGCCGCAUCUCAAGAAGCUGCUAGACGCGCCGGUGGCGGUCGGAAAGGAGAUCAGAGUGCUGAAUCAAAUUUGCGUACAGGUAUGACACUGGAGGAGGCCAAGCAAAUCUUGAACAUUAACGACCUCAAGAGCGUGGAUAGCAUCAAUAAAAACUUUGAGCAUCUGUUUAACGUUAAUGAUCGAGCAAAGGGCGGUUCAUUUUAUUUACAAUCUAAAGUCUUCCGUGCCAAGGAGCGUCUGGACCAGGAACUUAAGGCACAACAACAACAUCAGAAGACAAGUGCUGAACAAGAAGCGGAGGAAGCGCCGCAAAGCAGAGCAAGGCAAAGACGUUAACAAAUUGUUGUGUUUUCUACCUCGAAAUGACGCGAGAUUUAGUUUAUAAUUAGAUUUUAAGUAGUUGUUCAUAUAAUGUUUUUCGCUUGUAAAUAUACGAAAUAAUACUUUGCACAUUU